AUGAGGUUUACCAGCGCAGAGAGCAAACGAAAGGAGAGCGCAAAGAAACUGGAAGCUUUUCAGUCCAGUGCAUGCGAGAUCUUUGUCAGUCUUGGGAAGCAGGAUGAGAGUCUGGAGGAGAGCACAUGUCUGGAGAGCGAAUGUCAGGAAAAGCAAGAAGAAAGGAUCCGGCAUCGACAGGAGCGCGAGCAGCUGGAACGAGAAAAGCAACAUGAGAUAGAGGAGCAGCAGAAGGAGAAAGACAAGCAGUGGAAAAGCCAUGUGGCCGAGCUGGCGGUCCAACGCAAGGCCAUCCAUGCAAAACUAGACAGACUACGAGAAUUUAGGGACUUUCAGAAGAAAGUAGUGCUUCAUGAUUUGGGUCUGGAUCCAGGUUCUGAAAAUGAAUCCGUCAAGCAACUUCUGAUGAGACUGUAA
Molecule: messenger RNA, 417 nt
Organism: Sinocyclocheilus rhinocerous
Lineage: Eukaryota; Metazoa; Chordata; Actinopteri; Cypriniformes; Cyprinidae
Product: intersectin-1-like
Exons: 5
Coding region: 1-417 (138 amino acids)
Source: RefSeq, a predicted model, not a curated record